CACCCACACCCAGGAGGUGCUGGUGCAGAGGACCAUCUCUGCAGGGGGCGCUGGUGGGGACCGGCAGAGGGGGGCGCUGCUGGGGUUCAACGUGCAGCAGGACGGCGUCGUGACGGAGGUCGCCCCCGGGGGCGCCGCCCACCGCGCCGGCCUCCAGCGCAUGGCGCGCAUCGUCGAGAUUUGUACAGUGGCGCUGGCGACGAUGACGCAGGAUGCGAUGGUGGACCUCCUGAAGACGUCGGAGGCGGUAUCCUUAACGGUCCUCCCCCCACACCCUGAGACCCAGAAGCCCCGUGUGGGGUGUAACGCCCCCCACUGCCUCUUCCACCGCUCCUCUGACUCCUCUGAUGGGGAUUACGAUUACCUCAGCAGCCCUGAUAACAAAAAGAAUCUUAAGAAAACAACUCUCCCCGACCAUGGGGAAGGUGCGGGAAGCCAAGCGUCAGGAAUCCGACGAAAAAUUAACGGCAAAAACAAACCCGUUUCAGUGCAGAACAGUCGGAGUUUUAAAGGGCUAGGGUACUGUCCCCGUGACCAGGAUGAUGGUACCUGGUAUGAUGAUAACAUCAGAACUACCAUGAAGAACCAGGCGCUGCUGGCCCCCACUGGUACCAAGAACCAGUCAGUAGUUGCCGCCGCUGGUACCGCAAAAACUGCUAGUGGACAGCCCACUACCUGGCAACACAACCCCGACCGGAGCGUCUCCCCGCACUCCUCUGGCUACGGCACUGGCAACUCCGCGCGCUCUGUCAACAUUGACAAUCAUCGGCAACAAUCAUCGCGUUCUGGCAACACUGACAAUCAACAAUCAUCGUAUCAACAGCCGCAGCAAUCAUACCUCCACCGAAAUCAACAGCAUCUCCAUCAGCAACAGCAGCAAAAACAGGUUUUUCAACAACAGCAGCAACAGAAUGCGAGUGGCAACAGCUCUGCUGUUGCCAGUAACAACAGUCAACAGGAGCGAGGUCAACAACAGGCUGUUGGACACCACUCACGGCCUCAGUCUACUGUUGAAACUGACGAUGAAUACAAUGUUUUUGGCGGCAGCAAGCCAGUUUACGACAACCAUGUCGUAGGCAACCACAACCUCUACAACACAUCCAACAUGGCGUCCACCACCACACUCGCCAGCAGCCAAUCAGGCUCCUCGGACCGGUCCACGCGGACCAACGAGGACCGGUCCACGCGGACCAACGAGGACCGGUCCACGCGGACCAACGAGGACCGGUCCACGCGGACCAACGAGGACCGGUCCACGCGGACCAAUCACAGCCUUGACCACUGCAGGACUUCAGCCAAUCAUGAUCAGGCUGAUAUUUACGACAAUAAUCUACGCAAUUAUGAUGGCAAUCGCACCAUUUACGACACCAGCGCGUCAAACCGCCAACCAAUUUACGACACUAACCAGCCUAUUUACGACACUAACCAGCCUAUUUAUGACACUAACCAGCCUAUUUAUGACACUAACCAGCCUAUUUAUGACACCAAUCAGCCAAUUUAUGACACUAACCAACAAAUUUAUGACAUUAACACAACAAAGCAGCCAAUUUACGACACUAACACGACAAAGCAGCCAAUUUAUGACACAAAACAACCAAUUUACGACACUGAUCAGCCAAUUUACGACACUAAUCAGCCAAUUUACAACACUAAGACGACUAACCAGCCAAUUUACGACACCAAACAGCCAAUUUACGACACCAACGCAUCGAAGCAGACAAUUUACGACAUCAACCCCCGAGUUAAAGAAGUUGCUAUGUCCCCCAGCCACGGCCAGGGGUCGCCGCCCCCUCUCCCAGCCCGCCCCCUCCACGCGAGACGGCGACGGGAUCUAGCUGGCUGCGACUCCCCGGGACAUUCAACCUCAAAUUCCUCCUGCUCAUCUUCCCCAUCCCGCCACCUCCCCCCCUCCUCCCACACCCCCUCCCCACUCAGUGACGCCCCAUCACAACCCCAUCACAACUUCCAGUCCACCCAGAACUCCACUCAAGUCCAGAACUCCACGUCCACCCAGAACUUUGAGUUCACACUGGGCAUGUGGAAACAGAAAUUCCAGCAGGGAAAUUCUGGUCCAGCUGGUCCAGUUGGUCCAGUUGGUCCAUAUCCUAACUUAUCCAGCUCCUGGAUGCAGCAAAAACCCAUAGAAAUUAUCAACAAAAGUGUCCAUAAUAUAGAACCAAACGUUGAAAAGUUGAACACGCAAGUUUUCAACUCGAACACACAUCCUGGUUGCGGUGUCACCCACAGUCCUAGUUUCUCAACCCAGAUACCAAAUACCUACCAUGGGGGCGGUAGUGGUACCCAAAAUGGUAUUUAUGGUACCACCAAGCACGACUUGAAACCACCAUGCAACCAGUACAACCAUGACACAGUUUUCAACCAUCGCGACACUGGUAAUUAUUCAGUCCCCCCUACACGACUUCGAAGUGUGCGUGAAAACAACCCUGGGCAAGUUAAUACAUCAUUUAACUCUGUUUCUAAUUACUCAACUAACCAGUUUCUGCAUCAAAAUGACCCACAAAACCUGCAUCUAUCGCAAAAUCAACCCGUGGCAAUUCAAACCUCCACGCAGUUCAACAGAAAUCAACCACAACGGCAAGAGUAUGAAAUUUUUGACGGUAAUAACGAAAAUAAUCGUAAUAAUCAUGAGUAUAAAGAUAAUCCCGGGCACAACCAGAAGCAGGUUGUGUCAGCACCACGUGUGGUUGAACAACCAAGACUUAGACAAGCUAAACGCCCCCACCACCACACCACCCACCACCACACCACCAACGUGCAGCAGGAGCUACUGAAGCUUAUCAACCCUGAGGGCGACGCGAGUUUUGCUGCUGACUUUGGGACGACAACGCGACCGCCCAUCACGGCGGCCAAGCCAAGACUGGGGGACGGGGUGGCCGCCCCCGCCAUGCGUUCACCCCACAACAGGUCCCCUGCUGGGGGAUCUCGAGUGAAAUCCCCCUCCCCACACACCGACAAUAGUAAAUUUCCCCACCCGAAUACAUUUCCCCACACCCAACCGAAAAUGGGCCACUAUUCAGAGACGAAGUCCCAGAAUUCAGAGACAAAAUCCCAGAAUUCAGAGACAAAAUCCCAGAAUUCAGAGACGAUGUCCCAGAAUAGUACACAGAAUUAUCCCCAAGUAUCCCCCAUGACAGAAUCCUCAAACCUAGAGGAUAGUGAAAGGAUAGCGUUUAUCAGUUCCCCAGUACUGGAACGAAGGAAGAUUUUCGAAGAACAAUUCGGGACCAAGAAAGAAUCCUGCCAACAUGAACCACGAAGACAAAAUUUAAAAGAAAUUAUCAAGGAUUCGGAAACUCCAAGAGUUUCGCCUAAAAUAGCCGAAUAUCCUACCAAGGAUUCUCAUGUAAACCAAAGAAAAGUAUAUACUAAUCCUGGAGAAGCUCCAGCCGCUACCUCUAACACUGAUUCCUUCAGUGGCACUACACUCAGUGGCAGCACUACCGUCAGUGGCAUUACCCUCAGUGGCAGCACUACCCUCAGUGGCAGCACUACCCUCAGUGACGGCACUACCCUCAGUGGCAGCAUUCCCCUCAGUGGCACUACCCUCAGUGGCGGCACUACCCUCAGUGGCGGCACUACCCUCAGUGGCACUCCCCUCAGUGGCAGCACAAUCCUCAGUGGCAGCAAUACCCUCAGUGGCACUACCCUCAGUGGCAGCACUACCCUCAGUGACGGCAACAACGAAACCCUCGGGUUGCCUGAAGACCAAACAGGCAAGCCUGUAACCAAAGUACUGUCCUUAGUAAACAUGUACUGCGCAGAGUCUACGCUCAAGAAACAGACCAAGAAAGAAGGUAUGGCUUUUCAUACCCUCGAGGGCAUACCUUCUCAUGCCCUCGAGCAAAACAUACCUCAAAAUGACCAUUCCAAUGACCGACACGAUCAUGGUCAAAAUUCUUCAGUGUCAUCACAUUUUUCUACCGCUAAUUCCUAUGCCGAGUCCGAGAAAAUAACCAAUAGUACAAAUAGUCUAGUACAACCAGGGGCAUCUUACUGGGACCAGGUCAGAAGAGGUACCAGUGCUAGGUUUAGUCCCAAGAAACUACCAGCAUCUGGUACCAUCAACCACGUGGCGUCUGUGGUCAGGGAGAUACCAGUGACUCGUCUCGAUGAAUCUGACGAAGAUUCAUUAAAUGUAUCACAAAACACGCAUUUGUCAUCGUCUUUAGAUGGAAAAAUUGACUUGAAUAACAAAUUAAUUAUUAAUACGCAUGAACAUAAGCGUUCAAAUGACCCAAGUAACAAAUUAAUUAUAAAUACGCUUGAACAUAAGCGUUCAAAUGACUCAAGUAACAAAUUAACAAUAAAUACGUAUGAACAAAAGCGUACAAAUGACCCGAUUAACCAAUCAUUGAUAAAUACGUAUGAAAAUAAUCGUCCAAGGAGCGAAUCCGCUGAUAUUUACGAAGGACCUGAAGGAUUCUCCCCGUCAGCGCUGGACAUCCUAGACCGGCUCAAAGGAGGCGUCCAGCGAGCGCUCCUGUCGGGGCGCUUGGCCUCUGCAGCGGACACUCAGAAACUGGAGUGUGUUGCCUGUCCUGUGGAGGACAAGGUGGACGAGGAGUGGAACAGUCUUGUCCACGCUGCGAGCAGCGCUAUAGUUCGGACCAGCAGAGCCGUGACCUCGCGCAGCCUCCUGCCUCACAUCUCCCCGUACCGUCCCCUGCCUGCCUCGGACAACCUUGUGGCCAAUCAUUACCAUGAGGCCAAUCACCUUCUUGAGGCCAAUCACCUUCCUGGGGCCAAUAACAAUCUUGCGGCCAAUCACAAUCUUGGGGCCAAUCACCUUGCUGGGGCCAAUCACCUUCAUGGGAUCAAUAACAAUCUUGGGGCCAAUCAGCUUCCUGGGGCCAAUAACAAUCUUGGGGCCAAUCACCUUCUUGGGGCCAAUCACAAUCAGCAUUUUCCCCCCGGGUCUCCUGAGGAGAACAUAUACGAGCGGAUUGAUACUGCCACACAGAGUGUACACGAGGGUCAAAAUACAGGCACUACACAUGCCCACACAGGCACUACACAUGCUCACACAGGCACUACACAUGCUCAUACAGACACUACACAUGCUCAGCACCACACAGGUAUGGUUGAAGCCAGCAGCACCACUACGGCAUCACCAUCUCAUCACAACGCUAAUUUUGGUACCCGGAAUCCUUAUCCUCAAGCGGCAACAGAGGAUGGCGACAGCUUAACG
This is a messenger RNA of Hyalella azteca, 5209 nucleotides long. Its product is annotated as serine-rich adhesin for platelets. NCBI's taxonomy places the organism in Eukaryota, Metazoa, Arthropoda, Malacostraca, Amphipoda, Hyalellidae. The record is from RefSeq and is a predicted model, not a curated record.